AACUUCUGACUGAUCGGGAGAGCAGGGAGCGUCUGGAAAGCCUGGUCGCGUGACUCCAUCCCUAAUGAAGGAUCUGCUCGCACGGCAUUCUGUUUAAAGCUGGACACACAGAACAGAAAGGAUCAGAUUGUAUAUUUGGGGGAUAACGUUGCUUCCCUGUGUGGAUGUUGGCUCCGUCUUUAUUUUACCCCCUCUGUGGAUGCUAUAGCGCACUAUGACGGUUUGAAUGAAGCUGUCUUUUUGGAUUUUGUCCGCGCCCGCAGCUGCUUCUGGGUGACUGCUCAGUCUUCAAUUGUGAACUCGUUUUAAUUUUCUGCCGUUAUCCUAUGAGCUCUCUUUUAUUUAUUUUAUUUGAAGUUGUAUUUCGUUUCGUCAGAAAAUGCCACAGUUUCCCUUGACUGUGUAUUAGCUAUUGAUGCCGACAGUUAGUGUGAGUUAAUUAUCGCGUAAAAAAGAAGUUGGGCGCAAAAAAGUUUUGGAGAAAGUCGAAAUGGCGAUGGUAGCGUGGAGAAACACCGAGGCGGUCGGGGACUCUCAGGGGACUCUUUCCUCCCCGGUGUCCCAGGUUGCACCUCUGUCUCUGCCCGGAGAGCUGACGGGACACAUGAACCCGGCGCCUUCUCUGGAAAUACCCCAAACAGCAGCUGCACCUCAGGGAGCACCGCCGCCCAAUCCGUCCGGCAACACUGUCGCGACCACCACCAACAAUAACAACAGCACCUCCUCUUCCUCCUCCUCCUCCUCCUUGUCCAUGGACAAACAGCAGAGCCAGCAGAUCGAGUGCAUCGUGUGCGGGGAUAAAUCCAGCGGGAAGCACUACGGACAGUUCACAUGCGAGGGAUGUAAGAGCUUCUUUAAACGCAGCGUCAGGAGAAACCUGACCUACACCUGCAGGGCCAACAGGAACUGUCCCAUAGACCAGCACCACCGCAACCAGUGCCAGUACUGUCGCCUCAAGAAAUGCCUCAAAGUCGGCAUGAGGAGAGAAGCUGUCCAGAGAGGCAGAAUACCAACCCAGUCAUAUCACGGCCAGUUUGCUCUGACAAACGGGGAUCCUCUGCAGUGCCACUCCUAUCUGUCGGGGUACAUCUCUCUGCUGCUGCGGGCCGAACCCUACCCGACCUCCAGGUUCGGCUCUCAGUGCCUGCAGAACAACAACAUCCUGGGCAUUGAGAACAUCUGCGAGCUGGCGGCUCGGAUGCUCUUCAGCGCUGUGGAGUGGGCCCGCAACAUCCCUUUUUUCCCGGACCUGCAGGUGCCGGACCAGGUGGCUCUUCUUCGCCUCACCUGGAGCGAACUAUUCGUCCUGAACGCCGCCCAGUGCUCCAUGCCCGUCCACGCCGCCCCGCUACUGGCCGCUGCUGGUCUCCACGCAUCCCCAAUGUCUGCUGACCGGGUGGUGGCCUUCAUGGACCACAUCCGGGUCUUCCAGGAGCAGGUGGAAAAGCUGAAGGUGCUGCACGUGGAUUCGGCGGAGUACAGCUGCAUCAAGGCCAUCGUGCUGUUCACCACAGAUGCUUGUGGUCUAUCAGAUGUGGCCCAUGUGGAGGGUCUCCAGGAGAAAUCGCAGUGUGCUUUAGAGGAGUAUGUGAGGAGCCAGUAUCCCAACCAGCCUAACAGGUUUGGGAAGCUGCUGCUUCGCUUGCCUUCCCUCCGCAGCGUCUCUUCUUCUGUCAUAGAGCAGCUUUUCUUCGUCCGUCUGGUGGGGAAAACACCCAUAGAAACUCUGAUAAGGGACAUGCUGCUUUCUGGUAGCAGCUUCAACUGGCCUUACAUGCCUAUUCAAUAGAGAAUAAAAGCUGCUGUGGUGCUACUAAGGUCAGGAAGGGUCCCACUUUUCAAAUCAAGUCAUUUCAAAUAGUAAAACCUCUGUUGAUUUAAACAAGAGAAAAAACUGCCAGUGGAAUUAAAUUCUCUAAAGUAUCUUAAGGGUAAAAAUGUAAUUUAAUUUGCUUUUUUCAUCAUACCAGAGGUGUUACCUGCCUUAUUUUCCAUUAUGCCCCUGCGCUUUUAGAGGGGUCCACAAAAUACAGGAAAUCUACCAACGACAAAAUGAUCUGACUGCACUGGCAGAAAUUUUCACUUGUUUAAAGAGAACUAAUGUCAUUAAACGAAAUGACUGGUUACGAUGGACAUCUUUUUGCGGUGUGGUGACCUCUCACAGUCUAUGGUUUUUGGGAUAACAAACAAUAUUUAUUGGACCUGUGUGUAUAUUUAUCGUGCUUGUAAAUUAUGUUUUGGAUCCUUUUUGUUUUCUUUUUUUUUUUUCUUCUUUUUUUUAAUGUUUUACAUAUUUUUACCCCAGCUAGUGAGAAAACUGCAGGGAUCGUCUUGUGUUGAUCUGUUUUUUGUUGUUGUUGUUGUUUUCAUACCUUCCAGACAUAGCACUUUGGACUAAAGGAACAUUUCAAAAAGAUUUAAUAUGAUUGUUUGAAACCCGACUUCUUCUGACUUCAGCCUUUUUGCUCGGUUGCAUAGAGACAGAAAGGUGAGAUUGAUGCUUUGUAUUAGUUACUUUGUUUUCUUAUUCUGGUUUUCUUAUUGACAUGCAAAGAAUGAGAACAGCAAAAACAUUUCAGAACUGCACUUCUCAUGCUCAGUGUUCGGUUGCGCCAAGCGUUAGUCAUUUCUUCGUUAUACUUCUUGGCUAAUACGAUUAUUUCCCUUUUGCCAUAAUGUUCCAGUUAAACUCUUUAAAAUCCUAUUUCAAAGCAAUUUAUCUCUCCCGGAUUUUUGUCACACUUCAACUUUUCGGUUUUUUCUCAUUUGAACUGAGAGGCUAAUCAUGACGGUGAGCUGACUGUUGGAUAGCUUAAUCCAAUAUUUUUUAUAUUUAGAGGGGUUAAAGUUCAAAUCGUAUUCCCCCAUGACAGGUAAGAAGAACACGAAUGACACUACGAGAUUAAGGACAAAUGCAUUACCAAAUACUUCUAAUGAAUUUAUGUUUCCUGGACUUUUACACUGACUUCCUCAGAGAUUUUUAAGAGCACUGGGUCUAUAAUAACUACAAUCUCUUAAUUUCCCAGGCCAAGAAACAAAUUUAUUUCAGUAUAACUCAUGCAUUAAUGAGCCCAGGCCACUUAAUGGCACAACAGACCACUGCAGGGUAUUGCUGAAUUUAGAGUGUAUGUGCAUGUGUGUGUGUGUGGGUGUGUGUGUGUGAGUGUAUUUGUGUUUACUUCUUUUUGACAACCACUCUGAUGUACUGUGAAAGCAUAUUGGUUAACAUAUUGGUACCGUAUUAAAUUAUAACUCAAGAUUUA
Molecule: messenger RNA, 3263 nt
Organism: Oreochromis niloticus (Nile tilapia)
Lineage: Eukaryota; Metazoa; Chordata; Actinopteri; Cichliformes; Cichlidae
Product: COUP transcription factor 2
Exons: 3
Coding region: 491-1789 (432 amino acids)
Biological process (GO): regulation of DNA-templated transcription
Molecular function (GO): DNA-binding transcription factor activity; sequence-specific DNA binding; zinc ion binding
Source: RefSeq, a predicted model, not a curated record